Aplosporella prunicola CBS 121167 is the source of this 1761-nucleotide messenger RNA. RefSeq lists its product as uncharacterized. NCBI's taxonomy places the organism in Eukaryota, Fungi, Ascomycota, Dothideomycetes, Botryosphaeriales, Aplosporellaceae. The record is from RefSeq and is a predicted model, not a curated record. The coding region runs from base 1 to 1761 and encodes 586 amino acids. The transcript is spliced from 5 exons.
AUGAAGCCGACUCCUACUCCCGCUCCAGACGUCGCUAGAGGCUUCGAGGAAUCCAUCUACGAGUUCAGCGGUCACAUCCAGUGGCAGUCAUACAUAUAUCUCGCCUUUGCCGUUAUCGACACGUUUCUCACUUGUGCUGGCAUGCUAUGGCUGUUCAUGCUGCGCAACAAUCCCGCCAUCCGCAUCCGUAGGCACUGGGCUUUGCAACUGGCCAUUUCUUGCCUCACGGCGUACCUCAUCUUGGUCUACUUGCAGUUUCCAUUGCGCUGGUGGUACAGUUGCGAGGCUGAGUACUUUGUCAUGGGUUUCUUGCUUCAGUUCGGAAUCGGAAUGAUGAUCUCUUUUAUUGAUCCUUCUCUUCGUCGCAAGAAGUCUACAGCGUCAAAGACUCCACUUCUCAAGCGACCCUGGCAGUGGAUCAAGGAGCGCGACUACGAAUCAACGACUCUUGUGGUACUGAUUAUAGCUUUGAUAGUCACAACUAUCGUCGUUAUAACCGUCUACGUCGGGUCAAGGAACUUCCAUGAAGGGUCCGGCUGGUUUGGAGAAUGGUCUGGUGUCCAUAACUGUUACCGCGGUGGGCAUGGCGAAUGGGCCAUCACCGCCUUGAUGCUCAUGUUCUGGAUUUACCUCUACGGCCCGUUUACUCUUUAUAAUAUCUGGAACAUCAAAGACAGCCACAAAUGGGCAAUUCAGACCAAAAUCUCCAUCAUGUCCAACUUUUUUGGUAUUCCAAUCUGGCUGGUUUUCCUCUACUCGAACAACCCCGGUAUCCUGGCGGUCAAUCGUUACUGGUCGCAUGCGUUAUGGCUUGCCCUCGGCCUGAUUGUUACGAAGUACUGCUUCAUUUGCUUUCCCAUCUACGACGCAUGCAGAGGAAUGCCUUACUUUUCCAGCCAGACCGAACGUAAUCCCUCGACCGCCAGUUGGACGACCAACUCUUCAAAGGAGAAGGUACGCCAGGCGUAUAGCAUCGGUGCACUAGAUGAGUGCCUGGAAAAGAACAUUGAGCAGCUACUUGAAUGGUCUGCGCGCCGGGACUUCUCUGCUGAAAACAUUGCUUUCCUUCGCGCGGUUCGCGACAUGAAGAGCAAAUCGAGGACUCGUGCCGUCGACCGCGGCGGCGUCAUCACUCAUCUGAUCUUCCGCGAACGCUAUGAAGAGGCGGCUAUCAUCUUCUUCAAGUUCAUCGAUCCACGCACGGCCGAUAUCCCGCUCAACAUCAGCAAGCGCACGGUUGAUGGCCUUCGCCAAUGGUUCAAGUAUGUCUCGUACGACUCCCUUGAUGAUGACUCCUCAAGCAAGAACGACGUUGCGCCAUUCAUUGAUUUCAAUGGCGAUUUCCCGAGUGCCAGUCCCAAUGGAGAGGACAUCGUCAUCGACCGCCUUUACCCAAUGCCUCUGACGGAAAUUGUACCCACCGGUGCCAUUGAUGACGAGGGUAACACUGCCGACACGGUGCCUGAAGGAUUUAACCUGGACAUCUUCGAUGAUGUCUACGCCCAAAUCAGGCACCUGGUCUAUACCAACUCUUGGCGCAGGUUCGUCGUCUCUUGCGAGGGUGAUGUUGAAAGCUUCACGUCUUCCUUGCAAACUGCGGCCACCAAGCAGACUGGGGACUCCAUGGGCAAAGAGCUGUACAAGAUGCCUAGCUCUCCAACCCCAGUGUAUCGACAGGACUCCCCAACCAGCCCACGGUCUCCCAAGCAGCCGGAGACACCAAACAACCACGAGUUUCCGCGCCAGCAGGAAUCACCAUAA